Molecule: messenger RNA, 2545 nt
Organism: Mugil cephalus (flathead mullet)
Lineage: Eukaryota; Metazoa; Chordata; Actinopteri; Mugiliformes; Mugilidae
Product: trophinin associated protein
Exons: 14
Coding region: 227-2236 (669 amino acids)
Source: RefSeq, a predicted model, not a curated record
UUGCGAGUCCAGGAAGUUGACAGCCCCACUGUGGUGUGAAAGGACGGGACAAGGGAUCUUUAAACCUCCACAAAUCGGCUGGAAAAACAAAGCAUUUUGGAAUCGAUUGGGUCCGACACAAAUUAUUGGAUGUUCGGGAGGAACUAACAGAGGCUCUUUGGUAUUUUCAACGUUUAUAAAUUGUUCUUCACACCUUCACCACUCACUUCCCCCUCUUGUCAUCAUUAUGGACUCCUCUCCAGUCCUCCGGCAGCAAAGCCAGAACAAAAUCCGCAAUGACUUUCUGAGAAUGAAGAAUGAGCACAACAAAAAGCACCCAGACCCAAAGUCUUCCAAGCUCGCGUCUGCGCCUCACCUUUCCUCCAAAGAUAGUGAGAACAAAGAUCCAGGAAGCUCGGAUCAUGGUUGGAAGGCGCUUGUCCGGCCAGGUGUAAGCAGACUUCCGGUGCUUGCGAAGUCCAUUCAUCUUCAGACUCCCUCUGACUUCAGUCAGUCCCACUGCAGGUGGGAGGAGAAACCUCUAGCUGGGAAAUCUAAGAAGAAAAAGCCAUGCACCCGACCUGUACCUUUCAACCUGUCUCAACCCAAAAGUACAAGAAUGGCCACCAAGGAUCAGCAGCCCCUGUCUGUUCAGCAACCAAAGACUCAUGCUACACAACCUGAAAACAGUUUAUUCAGCUCAAAAACAACUAAACAUCCGGUUGUCUUAAACAGCAAUGCGGACUCAACCAAAGGCAUGGGGAGGUCUCAUGGAAAGAUGACAGAAAAUAUGUCGCACCUGCCUGGACAGUCUGGGCCUUCCAACAAUUUUAAGACUUCCACCACUUUAUCCAAUCCCUUGUCAUCCAUUGCUAAUAACACGAUGCAUCAGAACAACACUGCGUCUUCUGUGCCACCUGCUCUCGGUGUCGCUGGUGCAGACGUCUGCUUGGAUAACAUGAACCUCCUGAGUCUCAAAGAUGCUUCCCAGACUGCUCAGCUGUCUGCACAAAGCAGUUCUUCAAAAGCUUUAACUGACAAAGGGGAGAACUUCCCGACCGACCAUGCGGCUCUGCUAAGUGUCCUCCAGAAUAAGGGAGUCACCGCCAUGGCAUCUACAACUCCCCAGUCCAAACCAUAUAACUCCUUGCCCCAGAGAGUUCCGGCCACGAAGACCCGACAAAAAGCUGCACCCUCCACAGUGUCGGGGAAGUCGUUGGAGUUCUCUCCGGACCCGGCCGCUCUGCAGAGUAUCCUCCAGAACGAGGGCGUGAAGGCUGGAAGGGUCACUGCAGCCACACCCCGAAGCUCGGUCUGUCCACCAGGCAGAGGAACUUCAAUCUACAGAGCUCAGAGAGUGCCGGUUAGAAAGAAUCGCGCGGAGUCGACGGGCGGUCCAGUGGCAGUAGCGCUCAAAGAGAUAAAAUGGACCCCACAGAGAGUCCCCAACACCAGGCAUCAGCCCAUGUCCGCUAUGAAAUGGCACAUGUCGACAAAGCAGUACAGCACUCCCGGGCGCAGAGGCUGCAAGAGCAACGUUCAGCUGCAGCAGGAGGAGGUUGUUCAGAGACUCUUUGAUGAUCAAGAGGACGAGAGGAGCACGAACGUCACCGACAAAGAUUCUGGGGCACAAGCGGAGCAGCUCCCGGUUGACGCCUCGACUGCUAAAUCCCACCGUGAAGAAAAGGUGGAGGAAAGCGAGGCCAGCAGUGAUGAGGAGGAGGAGGAGGAGGAGGAGGAGGAGAAGUUUGUGGGAGGACAGAUGUUCUUACAAGCACCGCACAGGGAGUCUGUUAUUUUUUUCUCGACGGGCAAAAAACUGAUCAGAGCCCCGCGAGUUGAGAAGCCGGAGGCGCCGCAGCAUCGACACGGUCCGGUUUCAUCAGAACAGAGACGGUUUGUGCCGGCGCAGGAUGACUCGUCGGCCGAGGCCGAGCCGAGCUGUCAGGUCAACCCUUGUGUUCAGCGUCUGCACAGAGACGUCAUUGUUCAGAAGACUACCUCCCUGAGUCCUGCGGUGGCGAUGCUGAGGAAGCGUCUCCCUCCGCUGGAGGAGCUGCGCAUGGAUGAGGAGGUGGCCACCUACACCUCGCUGUCUGGCCCCGCUCCCCCGAGGUUCCUCCCCCCUCCGCCUCGCUGUGGAAACCCGCUGGCCUCCGUCUUGUACUUCGAAGAGUCCACUAGAUUUGUACCGAUUGCCUUCGACGCCUCGUCCGGCCCCUUUUCCCCUCUCAGCUCUCCACUACAGGAGAGAUGAUUUGCACUACAAAUACAGUAUUUCUUCUGACUGUGAGAAGCUAACACCAGUGUACUGAUUAGACUAGAGAUGUUUGUCCGACACUGUCGCUGCUUGUUUCAUAGAUGCUCUCUAAAAAUAUAUAUAUAUAUAUAUAUAUGAAGUGAUGUCUAAAUGAGGCAUUUGUUACAUGCAUAUUUGUCAAUAAUGUAGAAUAGAAACUUAACUCUAGGAGUCCGAGAGAAUGUUAUUUUUUAAUAAACGUUAUGUGGGUUAAAAAAUGAUGUUUGUAAUGUACAGUGUUUAUAAUAAAUCUCUCUAUGUAUGUCA